AAGAUGGCGGCGCCCCUGGAGCGGUCUUGAAUCACUCUCCUCCAACACAUCCCCUUCCUCCACCCCGCAACUUCCGGAUGUUUCCGCGGCUGCGGCUGCGGCGGCCUCGGCCUCGGCUUACACCCGGGCUACGGGCCUGGAUCAGUGAUGGGGCCAGGAGUCCCGCUCGGGACCGGGCAGGGAAGGAAAGGCGUCAGCAGCAACGGGUGGAGGCGAUCGUGUCCCGGGCCGGGGGCUUGAAACAGGCUCAGGGGGAGCAGCCGUGGUUGGAGCCCAAGCCUAUUACUUACCUUGUGCCAACACCGUCUGGAGAGAAGAAAGAUACCUCUGGGCCCCUGCCCGACUCGUACAGCCCGCAGUAUGUCGAGGCGGCCUGGUACUCCUGGUGGGAGCAGCAAGGCUUCUUCAAACCUGAGUAUCACCAACACUUAACUCACCGUGAGGAGUCUACCUUCUCCCUGUGUAUCCCUCCGCCCAAUGUAACCGGCUCCCUCCACCUGGGGCACGCUCUCACCGUCGCAAUUCAGGACGCACUGGUUCGAUGGCGGAGGAUGCAGGGCUCGCGGGUUCUCUGGGUCCCUGGGUGUGACCAUGCUGGAAUUGCCACUCAGGUGGUGGUAGAGAAGCAGCUGUGGAGGGACCAAGGAGUCAGGAGACAGGACAUGACACGGGCCGAAUUCCUGAGGGAGGUGUGGCGCUGGAAGGAAGCGAAAGGUGAUGAGAUCUACCAUCAGCUCCGGCGUCUGGGGGCCUCACUGGACUGGGACCGAGCCAGCUUCACCAUGGACACGGGUUACUCAGAAGCUGUGACGGAGGCGUUCGUGAGGUUGUACGAAGCCGGCCUGAUCUACCGCAGGCAGAGGCUGGUCAACUGGUCAUGUGCCCUGAACUCUGCCAUCUCCGACAUCGAGGUGGAGAGCCGGGCACUGACUGGCUGCACUUACAUCGCGAUACCUGGUUAUCGGAACAAGGUGGCUUUCGGGGAGAUGGUCUACUUCGCGUACCCGACAGAAGAUUCUGGUGAGGAGGUUGUCGUGGCGACGACGCGGCCCGAGACCAUGCUGGGAGACACGGCAGUGGCGGUUCACCCAGACGAUGGCCGCUACACGCACCUCGUGGGGAAGAGACUGCGCCACCCCUUCACGGGCCGUCUGCUGCCCGUCCUCGCCGACGGGCUGGUCGACCGGGAGAUCGGCACGGGAGCUGUCAAGGUUACCCCUGCCCAUGACCACACCGACUACGAGCUCAGCGUUAGGCACCAGCUCCCGGUCAUCUCCAUCUUCAACGAGGAUGGCACCAUGGCAACCGAGGCUGGGCUCUGGCUCCAGGGUAUGAAGCGGUUUGAUGCCCGUGGACAGGUGCUGGCAGCUCUCUCGGAGCGGGGCCUAUAUCGUGGUGUGAAGGACCACUCGAUGGUGCUGCGAUUGUGCAGCCGUUCUGGUGACGUGGUGGAGCCGCUCCUGAGGAGCCAGUGGUACGUACAGUGUCGAGAUCUUGCACAGAGAGCGCUGGAGGCCCUGGACCGAGAAGAGCUGACCAUGGUCCCCAGCUCCCUCCAGAAGACCUGGCGCAGUUGGCUCUCCAAUAUCAGUGAUUGGUGCAUCUCCCGGCAGCUCUGGUGGGGUCAUCGCAUUCCAGCCUAUCGCGUUGCCUUCCCCGGCUCGUGUGACCUGGAGGGAGAGGCAGCCGGGCUGUGGGCCAUCGGCAGGACAGAGCAAGAGGCUCGAAGGAACGCAGCAAAGCAGCACAGGGUAAAGGAGAGCGAGAUUACACUGGCACAAGACGAUGACGUCCUGGACACUUGGUUUUCCUCGGCUCUGUUCCCGUUUGCAGCGAUGGGUUGGCCACACGAGAGGCCUGGCUCCAGGGAUUUCUACCCCAACUCGCUGCUGGAGACAGGGAGCGACCUGAUCUUUUUCUGGGUGGCGAGGAUGGUCAUGCUGGGCCUGCCAUUGACAGGAGAGGUGCCUUUCCAACAGGUCCUCUUUCACUCCAUGGUGCGGGACUCACACGGCCGCAAGAUGAGCAAGUCGCUGGGUAACGUCAUCGACCCGCUGGAUGUCAUCGUGGGUGUGUCCCUGCAGCGUCUCCACGAGAAGCUGCAGGAGGGGAACCUCGAUCCUCGGGAAUACCGCAUCGCCCUGCAGGGGCAGAAACGGGAUUUUCCGCGUGGGAUUCCAGAGUGCGGGACAGAUGCUCUCCGAUUCGCCCUGUCCUCCUACAAGUGCCAGGUAAACGAUGUCAAUGUGGAUGUUGUCACCUUUGUGAACUCACGCCGCUUUUGCAACAAGAUCUGGAACGCCAUGAAGUUUACGUUUUCCGCGCUGCCCACGGGUUUCCAGCCGCUGCCAGUGCACAUGGUAGAGUGGGGAAAAGGCAGUGAGCUGGUGCAGAGAGAACGAAGCCCUCAGAAAUGCAUGCACUCUCAUUCUCAUUUUCAUUCUCACUCUCACACUCACUUUCACUCUCUCAUUCUAGCUGUCACUCAUUCAUUCUUGCUCUCGCUCUUGUACAUGCUCUCAAACUCGUUCUCUCUCGCUUUCUCUCUCGCUCUCUCUCACACUGUCUCUGUUACUCCCAUUUCACACACUUCCUCGCACACGCCGCUCUCACUCGCGCACACCGCCCUUCCAGCUGAUAUCCGUGCUCCUCUUGGGCAGGGCCUUAUCGAUCCCCAGAAGGAGGUGGAGAGGCUGUCGGCAAAGCAGCGACAGAUCGGGGAGCAGCUGUCAGCCGCCAUCACCAGGACGCUUAUCCCUGGAUAUGAAGAGAAGGUUCCAGAGAGAAUCCGAGAGGAGAACACCCAGAAGGUUCGCUCUCUGCAGGCAGAGCUGGAGCGAGUGCUGCAGGCCAUCCGCGGUCUACAGGGCCUUUCGGAAAAUCCACGGUGACAGGUCCCGAGGGGCAGUGUGACCUGGAAGCCGCGGUUCCGUCCUCAGGGAAGACUGAUCCCUCCCCUCACCUGGCCGUGCCGUCUGGGAUUGUUGCUGAGCUAAAUCCUGUCUGUGCCAUGGGCUUAGAUGAAGGGGAGCAACUCCGAAGCCAGGCUGUGACCUGCAAUUUUCAACUUUGGCCUGAGACACAGCAAGAUGUAGAAUGUACGCUGUGGGUACGCCUAAGAGCCCAGAACUGGAGUGAUUGGAUCGGGGGGAAUGGCCUGACUGUAAAUAAAAGGUUUUCAAACACGG
Molecule: messenger RNA, 3188 nt
Organism: Stegostoma tigrinum
Lineage: Eukaryota; Metazoa; Chordata; Chondrichthyes; Orectolobiformes; Stegostomatidae
Gene: vars2
Product: valyl-tRNA synthetase 2, mitochondrial
Exons: 25
Coding region: 78-2891 (937 amino acids)
Biological process (GO): valyl-tRNA aminoacylation
Cellular component (GO): cytosol
Molecular function (GO): ATP binding; valine-tRNA ligase activity; aminoacyl-tRNA deacylase activity
Source: RefSeq, a predicted model, not a curated record